Molecule: messenger RNA, 1101 nt
Organism: Equus caballus (horse)
Lineage: Eukaryota; Metazoa; Chordata; Mammalia; Perissodactyla; Equidae
Source: RefSeq, a predicted model, not a curated record
GGGCAGAGGGUGAGAGUGCCGUGGCCCUGCCCUCUAACAGCCGCUCUGCACAGAUCUCCAAGCCACUGAUGGAGAAGAAGCGACGGGCGCGCAUCAAUGUGUCGCUGGAGCAGCUCAAGUCCUUGCUGGAGAAACAUUACUCGCACCAGGUGAGACAUGGGGACGUGGUGGCAGUGGUAGUGGUGGGGGGGGGGGGUGACUCGAUCCCCAACCUCAUCCUCUCCAAACGGGCUGCCCAGCUAAGAGCCUUUUCCACGGAUCCGCAGAUCCGGAAACGCAAGUUGGAGAAGGCAGACAUACUGGAGCUGAGCGUCAAGUACAUGAAAAGUCUUCAGAAUGCGGUGCAAGAGCUCUGGCCUGUUCCCAGCGGAGCCGAGUACCCGUCGGGCUUCCGCGGCUGUCUGCCUGGCGUCAGCCAGCUUCGGCGGCGCGGAGAGGAGGGCGGCGGCGGCCUGCGCUGCCACCUGGUGCACGAGGGUGCGGGUGGCAGCACCAUGGACAGCGCCGGGCCGGGCCUCGAGGCGCCCGCGAGACGCGGCUCCUGCGCUCCCGCCGUUUGGGCCCCUGAUCCGGCCGCCGGCGGCUCGCGGUCCCCGCCAUCCCGACUCCUCUUCCCUGGAGGUCUCCCCGGCCCGUCCACCAGCGUCCCGGAGCCGCAGCCGGCGUCUCGUCGCUUGGCCGAGAGCCCCGGGCCUGGGCUGCGCGUGUGGCGGCCGUGGUGAGGCCCGGCGCGGCCUCGGACUCAAGGGGGCCCCCGUCAGGCCCGGGGACGCAGAGACUGUUUUGAGCACGCUCGCGGUGACGGCCGGGACCCCGGUCGUUUGUCCUGGUCCCAGGGUGGGAGUGGCGGGGAGGGUGCCGCGUACUCGCGAACUCGGGGAAAUACAAGGAGCCACGCGUGGACGCGGGUCUGUGCGUCUAGGCAUGAUCCACCCCCCACCUCAGCCCCACCUACUCAGGCUGGACCCUCUCUCUCCUUCUCCCACCCUCUAGUGGGACUGGGAGGGGGUAUCCUGGGCUGCUCCCCUUUCCCAGGGCCCCCGGCAGGCAGCCCGCCCCCGCCCCCGCCUCGCUGCCGUGCUGCGGUGAGAAGGUCGCCGU